UCUGUAGGCAGGGAGGCACUGAAGAGAGGAGAGUCCCAUUCACUCUCUCUCUCUCUCUCUCUCUCUCUCUCUCUCUCUCUCUCUCUCUCUCUCUCACACACACACACACACACACUCUCACUCAGAGACAGAAGUGAGUAAAGCGGUGUGCAGUGUGUCAGUGACUCUGGGAGCAGCAGCGCAGCUGUGGAGCGACUUUACAGGAACAGAGCGAUGCUUGUGUAAAGAGCUGCACUGUGUGUGUGUGUGUGUGUGUGUGUGUGUGUGGUUCUGCACUGAGCUUGUGUGUGAGUAACUCGUGUAAAGCUGAGUGAAGCUGAGCGGAGCGCCAUGCAGUGCCAAGCGGAGUUCCGGCUCGCCCAACCUGCGCAGCUCAAAGCGGCCCGCCGGCGCUACAAGACCUUCAUGAUCGAUGAGAUUCUGGCCAAGGAGACGUGCGAUUACUUAGAGAAGCUCUCUCUCUACUCUGUGUGUCCUUCCCUGGUGGUCCGACCCAAAGCCCUGCACUCCUGCUCCGGCCCAUCAUCAAUCAAUGCAUACCCCUUGCUGUCUGUUAUCACCCGUCAGCCCCCUAGUGGCCUGGCACACAUUCCCCAGCCCUCACCUCCUGGCCGGGUCACCCACCUGCCCAUAGUGUCACCCCAGCAUGCACUACCAGGUGAGCCGGUGCCCAGCGAGACGCCCGUCAGCAUCAGCAGCGAGUCAGAGACGGAGCACAGCGCCCCCCGGCUGAAGAAGCCACGUCGCAGUCGCACCAUCUUCACCGAGGUGCAGCUCAUGGGUCUGGAGAAGAAGUUUCAGAAGCAGAAGUACCUCUCCACUCCUGACAGAUUGGACCUGGCUCAGUCUCUUGGUCUCACCCAGCUCCAGGUCAAGACUUGGUACCAGAACAGACGCAUGAAAUGGAAGAAAAUGGUGCUAAAAGGAGGACACGAGGCCCCGACGAAGCCUAAAGGCAGACCCAAGAAGAACUCCAUCCCCACCACGGAGGAGAUUGAGGCAGAGGAACGACGGCUCGCCCAACUGGCUGAGGAAGAGGAACAGCUGAGAGGGGAAGUUCAAGCCAGGUUUCAGGAGCAAUUCAAAAAAGAAGUGUUUCAGUCACAACCACAAGACCUGAGCACAAGUGGGCAGAGUGAGAACCUCCAUUCCCUGAACCUGGAGGUCUCAGAUGGUGAACAAGUUCCUCAGUUAACACCAGAGAGCUAAAUUAGCGUCUACAUCAUGCCAAAGACUGAGAGUACCAAAAUUGCUUAGUGCCUCCGAUCACCAUAGCGCCAAAGACAUGAAAAGACAUUCGGUCUCAUUUAAGGAGUAGUGUUUCACUCUGUAAUGUUGCUUUACAUACUCCUGUGGCUCCUUUUGCAGUAUUUUAUGAUCACCCACGUGCAGCCAAAUGUACUUUGACUAAAUUCUCCUAAUGCAGGUACACCGUGUACCAAACGGACAAACAGUAAGUGUUUAUGUUUUAUUUUUCCUGAGCGAUUUGCUCUCCUACACCAUAAUGGCUGCCUAUUUUAUUGCCUGUGUUGUUUGUGUCGUCUGUGUACACCUGUCUCCCACUCUCUGCCAAAGAUCAUAUAUCUGAAAUAUUGAAAUACCCUUAGAGGUAAUAGUGCCUUUUUUAUUGUCACAUUCAAACACUUUUUUUUUCCCAUUAAGUGCCAGAAAUGAGAAAAAAAAAACAACCACAAGUGUACACUUGUACAGGAGGGUUUUUUGUUUGUUUGUUUUAAUUUUUUAUGAUUAGAUAUGACUUUGUACAGGAAGCUUUGCAAAGGGGGUGGGGGAUUAAUAAAAAUAAUUUAGGGUUUAAUUAAUACUAUAAAAUGUCUCAUCUCAUCUCAUUAUCUGUAGCUGCUUUAUCCUGUUCUACAGGGUCGCAGGCAAGCUGGAGCCUAUCCCAGCUGACUACGGGCGAAAGGUGGGGUACACCCUGGACAAGUCGCCAGGUCAUCACAGGGCUGACACAUAGACACAGACAACCAUUCACACCUACGGUCAAUUUAGAGUCACCAGUUAACCUAACCUGCAUGUCGUUGGACUGUGGGGGAAACCGGAGCACCCGGAGGAAACCCACGGCGAGAACAUGCAAACUCCGCACAGAAAGGCCCUCACCAGCCACGGGGCUCGAACCCGGACCUUCUUGCUGUGAGGCAACAGCGCUAACCACUACACCACCGUGCCACUGGAUUAUUAUUAUUAUCAUCGUCAUCUUGCAUAUUCCAAAGCACAUUUUCUCUAUUGGAAAGCUAAAAUCUGUUUGGUUUUUGAAAAAGCUUUAUGUAAUUUCAGGACUUUUUUUUUAUAUACAUGAAAACCUUAUUAUUUUUUUUUCUUUUUGUAAAAUAAUAAUAAUAAAUAAAUAAAUAAAUAAAUAAAUAUAAACAGGAUUUCUUUUUUUUUAAUUUUUUUAUACAAAGCCAAAAUAAUUUUAUGUAAUUUCAGGACAUUUAAGUGGAUGACAAGCUACCGAAACACAACAUUUGAAUAUUUUAAAAAGGUGAAAAUGAUCAAAUUAUUCUUCCCUCCUUUCUUCCUUUCCUUUAAUUAAAAAAAGGAUUUCUUUCUUUCUAAAACUAAAACCAUGGCCUUGUUUUUUUAAAAGUUGAUCUAAUUUCAGGACCUUUAUACACAAGAGAAAUUAUAUUUGAAUAAUUGAUGCUUUGUAUUUAUUUUGUUUGUAGGAAUCAAGCUUUGUUUAAACUGUAUACAACCCUGCAGAAAUGACAUACUCACAUACAAUAUCUGGGAUGAUCGUAUGGACAGUGUAAAGUAUUGCUUUCAUGUUUUUUUUUUUUUUUCCCCGUGUUAAUAUGUUGUGGAGCUGAGACGGGACGGCCAUUUGAAGCAGCCUGGCUUUUACGCCUUAAAUAAAUCCUCUUUACCUGUCAGGGACAUGGGCAACUUCAUAAAUCAGUGUGGCAGCCGGUAAAACGAGGAAACUGACAAAUGUGAGUGUGUGCAGGAGGCAGUGUGGCCCGAGGCAGAGGCGCACACACCUCCACCCUGCUGACUGACAAUCAACUAGACUGAGAUCUCUGCAGCAUGCUUCCAGUUCCUGGCUCAUUUCUGCCUGAUGUACAAAAAAAAAAAAGGAAAAAAAAGUAUAUAUACUUUAAUAUAUAUAUUAAAGCUCAUGCUGUUAUUACUUUCUUUUUUUUUUACAGUUUGAAAAAAUAUCCAUUAAUAUACCGUGAAAUAUAGAUUGAUCGAAAAUCUAGAAGUGUUUCUGCAUAAGCAACUGAUUUACUUUUCAUUUUUGGGAAAGUCGACUAUAAAUAUUUGUUAACAGUUAGAUUUUUUUUUCCCAUCUCACCCAAUCUGUAAUUUCUGCCUACUUGAGUGUGUGUGUGUUUUUUUUCAUAUUUAAUAACAUUUAAUAAAGAAAAUAAUCAGUUACUGUA
Molecule: messenger RNA, 3407 nt
Organism: Neoarius graeffei (lesser salmon catfish)
Lineage: Eukaryota; Metazoa; Chordata; Actinopteri; Siluriformes; Ariidae
Gene: barx2
Product: BARX homeobox 2
Exons: 4
Coding region: 331-1209 (292 amino acids)
Biological process (GO): regulation of DNA-templated transcription
Molecular function (GO): DNA-binding transcription factor activity, RNA polymerase II-specific; DNA binding
Source: RefSeq, a predicted model, not a curated record